AUGGCACUAGGAGACGAUGAUAUUCUAUCCGUUCCCUUCAAGUGAGUCUUUUCGUAAUAAAUUAUUUUUCAAAUCAAAAUUUCGGAAAUGCUUAAACGAGUUCCCGCUUCCAGAUACUUUGUCCUCUUCAUCGGAGGCCUACCGUCGUCUGCUCUCCUUAUCUGCGUGCUUCUUUCUCUUUUCCUCCACUUCGAACAGUCGACGGCGACCCACUGUGAAGUAUCCAACUACCUGCCGUCCAUUUCCGCCGCCGUUUCCACGUAUUCACCGGAGAAAUACAUUUGGAGGAUUCUGAUCGGACUGCACAUCGGCCCCAGAUUCGCUGUUUCGAUCGCCUGCCGCAACUACCUGACGAGCUCUCCGCUCCGUCCGUUGACCGGAUCCAAACAGUUUCGGACGUUGUGCAAUGUCGCGUGUCUUCUGAAUCUUCUGGAGAAUUUUUUCUUAUUGGCACUCACUUCCAUCUCUUCCAGUGAAGAUCAUAGUGAGUACUGCUUCUCAAAGUUUCUAUAUUCGAUUCUCUUGCAGCACUUCACGCGAAAUGCUUCGGUGGAUUUGCAAUCUGCUCGAUCGUCUACAUGGUCCUCUCCACGUGGCUUUUUAGCGAAUCCGGACGGAGAAGAGCCACGAAUCUCGGCGAAAAGUCGUAUGAAUACAAAAUCCUGGGUGCCUCAAUCUUCAUCGUCUGUUUCGUGAUGGGCGGUUACUUGUAUUGGCGGCACAACACGUAUUGCGAGCCGGGAAUCUACACACUGUUCGCUCUGGUCGAGUACUCCGCCGUGCUCUCGAACAUAUUUUUCCAUUGCACACUUUAUUAUGAUUUCCACGGGAAGAACAUCGCGUUGACUUCGUCUUUCGGGGGCGGAGGAUACUCCUUGCUGCCGACUCAAAUUGAAAAGGACACGUAAUAAUGACGAACGCAUAAUAGUCUUAAUGACCUUCAAAUCCUGGGUUCUCUGUGAUGAUUUUUCAUGUAAUUUUGGUUGUUUUCACUGAGGAAAUCUGUGUACCCUCAAAUGUAAUUUAUUGAAUGUUUCUUCUUUACGCUUCGGGUUCAUGUUAGUCACUUGCAUUCAUUUCCAUUUCCAUUUCUCUAGCUCUUCAUAAAUAAAUUGCCCCUUGCUCUCCUUAUUAUCUUCCUUUCAGUGUGUCCCCUUCAAGACGAGGUGUCUCUGCUGUUUACUUCAUCUUUUUUAUUAUUUCAUGCGCACGCUUACUCUCUAAUCAACUGUUGCUUCUACUCGUCCGCCGGCACGCGAGAAGAGAAUGCUCAGAGGCUCAGAAAAGAUGAUGGAGAAGGCGCGAAGAGGAGAAAGAGCACGCGCGAAGGGGGAUUAUACGAGGGGCGGAGCCAUGGCUCCGGCUCCUUUCCCUUCAGAGUCAUGACAAUUCGGAGCACGGAAGGUGCUCAUAAAAUGCAGAAGAUGGAGGACAAAGCUCCAAUUGCUCCCCCGUCCAUGAUGUCUUCCGACCAGCAACCUAAGCGAUCGAUUGGUAAGCAAGCUCAAAUGAGUCUCGCCACGAAAAUAGUGUUAUUACCUCUGAUUCCUCGAGCACUGACAAAUGACUUUUGAAGCUGACUAUCGCAAAGUUGCCAAGAAUCUUCAGAUAAUAAAAACACUUGAAAACUGACAUCAUUUUCGUGGUGAGACCCAAAGCCGUUCCCUUGCUUAUCAGAAUACUACAUGCCCAAGUGCAUCCGACCGGAAACCCGCAGCCAGUACGUGCUCCGCGGGCUCUCCUCGCUCGUCUUCUGCUCCGUUUCGGUGUGCUACACCUUCCAAGCGUACUGCAUUUCCCGCAGGAUUUCCGACAAAUGCAUCGCAGUUCUCACCUGUGCUCUCGCCUUCAUCUGGCUCAUGAUCGGAAUGCACAGGUCGCUCAAGUACUUGCAUUUGUACGCGAAACUCUCGGUAAAAGAGCUCCGACUUCCGCAAUUAUUUCCCGUUGCAGCUCUCGAUGAUGUGCGCGUCGAUCGGACUUCUUCUCGUGCUUCCAAUCCACGUGGCGAGUGCCGAGGUGAUGAAAAGCGGCGAUUACAAACGGGGAAUGUUCUUCGGAUUGCGCACUUCCGUCUUCGUCUUCUGCUUCGCCACAGGUACUCUUUUCAGCUGCUCUUCUAAUUUUUAAUUAAUUUUUUCAAUAUCACCUGAUAACACUUUUUUGUUAGCUUUCAUCAGAAAUCUGAUAUUAUGCAUUCACAACUUCAAGCAUUUCAGCGUUCUGGUACUUGGCUUGGAUCUGCUUCGCCACCGAUCGAAUCCUGGCCAAAGUCGAGCAGCUUCUCAAGAGAAAGUCGGACAUUUCUGCUUGUUAA
Messenger RNA from Caenorhabditis sp. 36 PRJEB53466, 2317 nucleotides. NCBI's taxonomy places the organism in Eukaryota, Metazoa, Nematoda, Chromadorea, Rhabditida, Rhabditidae. The record is from the annotation of a GenBank genome assembly.